AUGACAAGCAAAGAGAAGGAUGUGGACGAUGCAGAUCUGGAGCAGGUGACAAAAGACAACAGAGGAGAAAAUCUCAGUAGCACAGAAACAGAGGAAGAUACAGAGCAAUCGCGAAUAAUAAUACGAAGUACAGUGAUGGCGGAAGGACACACGAAGGUUUUGAAAAUAGUGGAUAAAGAGGCUUCUUUCUCGGAAGCCUUGGAGAACAAGAUACAAAACAUAAGUACGGGAAUCAAGGGAAUGUCUCAUCUAGUACACCUACACCUACCACAGGCAUUGAAUCUGCACCUGCUACUGCAACACCUGCAGUUGCUACGCCAACAGAUGGAGUUGGUGAGCCAAAGAAAAAUGUGA
Linum trigynum is the source of this 354-nucleotide messenger RNA. The record is from the annotation of a GenBank genome assembly. Lineage: Eukaryota; Viridiplantae; Streptophyta; Magnoliopsida; Malpighiales; Linaceae.